AAAAUCAUUUAUUUUAGUUAAUUAUUAAAUUGUAUAAGAACUUAAGAAAAUAACAGUAUUUUAUUUGUAUAAGUAAACUUGGCAGCAUUCCACUAUCAUGGGCUGCCAAGUUUACAGCUCAUAGUAUUGCCAAAUUAUAAAAAUACCUAAAAAUCCGUUAAUUCAAAUAUAUUUUAUAAUAUUUUGUUUUGAUAAAAAUACAAUUUGAUAAUAUGACCGAAUAAAUUGGAUAAUAUGAUCGAAUAAAUAAAAACUAUUAUCGAAAAAUCUCAGCAACUUAGUAAACGACUUUAUGGAAAAUAUUAAAAAUGUUUUUGUAAAAUUUUAUUCGAAGAAAAAACAAAAACCCCUAUACAGUUAUCGUGUAACUAUUUGGUUAUCGUUUUAUAACCACAACUAACAGAAUUCUUAAAUAAGUUUUCAUAUUUUUUAUUUUUAAUACACAUUUCAAACACUCCCUUAGCAAUUUUCAAAAAAAAAAAAUAAUAGAUCUUGUAGCUUUCAAUUUAAGACUAGAGAACACAACAAACCCAGAAUGUUUCGUAAACAUACAGCAAGAAUAAGUUGUCCACAAUCUAUUAAAUCUGAUUCCCUCAAAAGUUCUAGAGAAGAUGAAACAACUUCGUGUAAUGAGGAACUUAAUUUUGAUUCAAUUUAUCAAACAAUUUCACAGCUUGAACAUUAUUUAAUAGAAGAUCAUAGAGAGGAUUAUAAAUUACGCAUGGCUUUGGAUAGACAAACCGAAAGAGUUUUGGACCUGCAGGUCUGUUUAAGAAAUGAAAGACAAAGGAAUAAACGUUUGGUAGAUUUAAUAUUGUCCGUAGACAAAUGGCCUUCAGAGGAAGAGGAUGAAGGGGAAGAUAACAAAAUAAAAACGAAAUUUGUAAAUGAAUGUUGUGCAACCAUAAGUCCACUAUUAAUGCAACAAAGACAUGAAGAUCUAAUUUCCUCUUACAAUAUAUGCCGCAAACAAUUAUUAAAUUAUGACAAAGAAUUAAAAAUCCAUAAAUGUGAACUUGAAUUAUUGCAGUCGAAUUAUGAUAAACUCUUAUAUGAAUACAAACAAUCACAAAAUCGUUUAGAGAGAAUUUACCAACAUUAUUUGCGCUCAAAGCGAAUUAAAAAUCAUAAGAAUAUCUACAAGAAGCCCUAAAUUAUGCUACAAAUUGUUUACUAACAGCCCAGCAGAUUUUAGAAUCCCUGACGGCUUCUUCUAAUCAAGAUUUUAGAUUAUUUAGACAAGAUUUUCAACAAAAUUUACAGUUAUAUUUUAAUUGUUUACUCUUAAGUGAGUGGAGACAUUGUAAAUGUCAUUUAAAUUCGAAUAAAAGAACUUAAAAUAUUUGCUAUCCAGGAA
Messenger RNA from Lucilia cuprina (Australian sheep blowfly), 1357 nucleotides. RefSeq lists its product as uncharacterized. The record is from RefSeq and is a predicted model, not a curated record. Lineage: Eukaryota; Metazoa; Arthropoda; Insecta; Diptera; Calliphoridae. Bases 536 to 1153 code for a protein of 205 amino acids. The transcript is spliced from 3 exons.